GAAGUGCUGUGUAUACGCAAGGCUUGAUUAUAUUUUUGAUUCAACCACCUACAAAUAAAUUUAGGACCAUGGUGUCAUUAAAACAAUUACUGGUCUUCCUAAUAUCCUUGGUGGCUUUUGUAUAUACAUUUUAUGUGGUCGGAUCGUUUAUGCUUUUCUUGUCGCGUCCUCGAAAUGUACCAAAAAUUUAUGUGUGGGUGUUUAAUUUGCUGGACAACAAAUCUCGCUUGGAAACUAGUUACGGCCCAAUGGUGUUUGACACUCUCUACAUAAUUGGAUUUAUAUUACAACAUAGUUGUAUGAAGUCUGCGCUCGUAAAAGGUAUUAUGGAAAAGAUGGGACUGGCAGCAGCUGAGCGAUCAAUAUAUUGUCUUACGUCAUCGUUAAGUUUACAUUAUCUUGUACGACAUUGGUUACCUGCGCAGUCCAUAGUAAUUUGGCAGGUGGAUGUGGCGUCUAGUAAUGUGUUGUGGUGGACGUUUUCUUUGGUACAUGCAUUUGCUUGGAUGAUAAUUUAUGGAGGCAGCAUUAUCAUGGAUCUGCCAGAAAUACUGGGAGUAAAGCAGGCUUAUUAUGACAUGAAGGAUUAUGCGCAACCGUCCGCUUACAAAUCAUUUAGGCUGCGUCAACUCUAUAGUCAUGUACGUCAUCCGUCUUUUGUCGGAUUAAGUGUAAUCUUAUGGGCUACGAAUCUAAUGACUAUAGACAGAUUGUUGCUGGCACUGUUACUGACGACUUACAUGUUCUUCGCUUGGUCAACAGAUCGUAGUGAUGUUGCAUAUCAACGUAAUCAAUUUCAGCGCAAAGUGCAGGAGCUCAAAACCGAAUAGAGAUUUGCCAACACAAUAUGCGCAAGAUCAACGCAAUCUCAACACACAAAGCAUUAAUUAAAAUACAUCUUUCAUUGCAAUAAGUUAUAGUGCUUAAGAUUUAGAUAACAUCCACAUUUUUGUACUAAUAUACUAAUAAUAAAGUUUAUAAAAUAUCA
Messenger RNA from Anastrepha obliqua, 988 nucleotides. Its product is annotated as nurim homolog. The record is from RefSeq and is a predicted model, not a curated record. Gene Ontology annotation, cellular component: nuclear membrane. Lineage: Eukaryota; Metazoa; Arthropoda; Insecta; Diptera; Tephritidae. The transcript is spliced from 3 exons. Bases 69 to 830 code for a protein of 253 amino acids.